GGUAAGCUAUUUCUAUUUGCUUGGGAUAGUUUUGUUUUUUGGGUUUUCUUUUCAGAUGGGCGAAAUACUGGAUGGCUACAUCGCCUGUGACAACGAAUCGAGGGCCGGAAAUAUCGCAACGUCGCUACGGUGUUGAUAACAUCAAAAUCCAACGACAUAUCAAUUAAUAUCGAAGACAAAAUCGUCAGAAUUUUAUUGAUAACAUGGCGCAUUGUCGGAUUAUCGGAAGCGACUUGAAGCGGAUCUCGAAAACUUUUCAAUACAGUUUAUCGCACGUUAUACGUAUUUUAUCGAGAAUUCAUUCGCCGAUCGCCAUGCGUGUCAACGUUCCCAAAACCCGCCGGACGUACUGCAAGGGCAAGGAUUGCAAAAAGCACACCCAGCACAAAGUCACCCAGUACAAGGCUGGAAAGGCUUCCCUCUUCGCCCAGGGUAAGCGUCGUUACGACAGAAAGCAGAGCGGUUAUGGUGGUCAGACAAAGCCUGUUUUCCACAAGAAGGCUAAGACCACCAAGAAGGUCGUGCUCCGUCUGGAGUGCACCCAGUGCAAGACCAAGGCUCAAUUGGCUCUGAAGCGAUGCAAGCACUUCGAGCUCGGUGGUGACAAGAAGACCAAGGGUGCUGCUCUUGUUUUCUAAACGCAUAAAAUUUGGAACUGCAAGAAGCAAGAGGUGUUGGUGUUUCGUUUUCCCGAUUACAAGAUUUAUUUCUUAUGUCACGUCUUGGCUUGGGGGUGUUAUACUCUUUUUCGUCAUGCAUUCAUGUUAUGACACGAUGAAACAAAACACAUGUAAUCCUCCACUCUGGCCUUGCAAUGAACAAGG
Molecule: messenger RNA, 824 nt
Organism: Talaromyces proteolyticus
Lineage: Eukaryota; Fungi; Ascomycota; Eurotiomycetes; Eurotiales; Trichocomaceae
Product: zinc-binding ribosomal protein
Exons: 4
Coding region: 204-638 (144 amino acids)
Biological process (GO): translation
Cellular component (GO): cytosolic large ribosomal subunit; ribosome
Molecular function (GO): structural constituent of ribosome
Source: RefSeq, a predicted model, not a curated record